Molecule: messenger RNA, 1273 nt
Organism: Thamnophis sirtalis
Lineage: Eukaryota; Metazoa; Chordata; Lepidosauria; Squamata; Natricidae
Source: RefSeq, a predicted model, not a curated record
GCCUCUCUUCCCGGCGCAAUGGGAGGCAGGCCCCGAGACUGAGAGAGAAUGUGAGCAGGAGCCACGUUGUUCACCGGCUGAGCUGAGGAACCGAGAAACUUUUCGAGUUCUGUGGCCGUAGUUAGAAUCGCUUAAUGCUCCUCGGACCAGGCCGCCCCGUAAAACUCCUUCGGCUGGGUGGGACACCGUAGAGAAUGUUGCCUCUCGGUUGCAAAAGCUUAGCUGAACAUGAGAUUGAAGUCUGUUGCCAGCAGUUGUUGUUUCGUUUAUACCAAGUGGAAAUAUUAGACGAGAGUGAACUCAAAGACCAGCUCAUUGGGAGCAUGAAAGACAAAAACCUGGCACUUGUCAAAUACCUAAAUGACCGCGGAAUCCUCCUCUUCCUCACCUCGUCUGCCUUGGCAAAAGAGAAAGACGCCGAAGCGAACGAUUUGGGCUCUCUUCAAGCCUUGUUUCUGUUUCCAUCCCCAGGGCCCAGGCAUUUAACAGCCACAGAUUGGAAGGGCGAAGAGGGGAAAAGCGAGUCCCCUCAGGAGCUCCCCCUGAUCCUUCCCCUCCUUCGCCGGGCAUUGGCAGGAGCCGCCAAUAAUCCGAAUCCCAAACAAUCCCCUUCUAGCGCUUUGGUCAAACUGCACAUACAGGAAUUUGCAGAUCUCGAUCCGUGCUCGGCGCUGAACUGCGAUAACACAGCCGGCCCACCUUUGACUUGCAAACUUUCAUCCGAGACCCCUAAGGGGGCCCCCGUAGACGAUACGUGCUCCCCGUCCUCGUUUUCCAACUUGGCGUUUUAUCUAUCGGACCCCGGGAGUUACACACUGGAGAUGGCCUGUUUGAAGGGCCGCUCUCAGUUGUCCGACGGUUGCGCCGGUUUGUCCGGACCGGACAAAGCUGCUGGAACGGGCAAGGGUCCCUUCGAGGGACACGGGCCGAGACGAGACGCCGCGUCGAAAAGCAGCCCGUCCGGAGAGCGAUCGUUGCAGUGGACGAAAAGGAAAUCCAGCCGUAUCCUCGGGGCCAGUUCGAAGAAGAAAUGGUCGCCUCUGAAGAUGUACUGCAUCUUGGAGAGCAGCAAGAAGAAGACGAAGGAGAAAAGGAAGAAAAAGAAGAAGAAGAAGAAAAAACUGCCCAAGGAAGUGAUGGUGCUGAACAUCCCCUUGGUUAAAGACCCCGGAUCCCCAGCAGAUCCUAAGCGGCCGACCCUCAAAUUAAAAAAUAUUCUGAAUCCGCUGAGAAGGAAGAGAGGUGAGUGUCGCUUCAAAUAAGUCUCCAGGUG